AAGUUUUCAGCCAGAGGACUCCCCGGCGUGCUGGGCCGGAGAGGCUUGGCUGGCUCCGGUGAAAGGGCUCUCGGAGGCGCCAGGCUCGGCGCUGCGCAGCUCCGGCGACGAACUUGCGAGAACUUGGGCCGGGAGCCCCGAGGGAAGGCGGGCGAGCGGGCGCCUUCGCCUCUCCGUCAGCCCCGGCCCUCCCCGCGGAGGUGGCCGUCGGGCGGCCAGGCUGAGCGGGCGAGGGAGAAGCGGCUGCCGGGGCGCGAGGCUGGGGGGACGCGGCCGAGGCGGCCGUCGGCGAGGCGCUCGCGGGAGGGCGCCCCGGGGGGAGCCGUCUUCGGCAGCGGCGGGCCCGGCGGGGAUGGCUGCGGCGGGCAUCACCACCCUCCCCGCGAUGCCCGAGGACGGCGGCGGAGGCAGUGGCGGCACCUUCGCGCCCGGGCACUUUAAGGAUCCCAAGCGGCUCUACUGCAAAAACGGCGGCUUCUUCCUGAGGAUCAACCCCGACGGCAGAGUGGAUGGAGUCCGGGAGAAGAGCGACCCGUACAUCAAAUUGCUGCUUCAGGCAGAAGAGAGAGGAGUCGUGUCAAUCAAAGGUGUGUGUGCAAACCGUUUCCUUUCUAUGAAUGAAGAUGGCCGGUUGUUAGCACUGAAAUACAUAACAGAUGAAUGCUUCUUUUUUGAACGCUUGGAAUCUAAUAACUACAAUACAUAUCGAUCUCGUAAACAUAGUGAUUGGUAUGUCGCACUGAAACGAACUGGGCAGUACAAACUCGGACCAAAAACUGGACGAGGACAGAAAGCUAUCCUUUUCCUUCCGAUGUCUGCCAAGAGUUGAUUUUAGUGGCAGAGUCUAUAAAAUAUACUACAGCAGUGGUAAACUUCCGCUUUGCCACAAGACAGAAAAAUGUGACCAAAUAUUUGCCAGGACUUGCAGAUUGAUUGUAGAACUGUGUAUGUUUUAAGCCUUCUAACUCUUUUAAUUCCUGGAACCAUAUAUGUGUGUAUGUGAAUGUGUCAGGCUCGAACACCGAUGCACCAACUGAAUAUUACGCUUGUUUCCAACUUAAUG
This is a messenger RNA of Podarcis muralis (Common wall lizard), 1063 nucleotides long. RefSeq names its product fibroblast growth factor 2 (gene FGF2). The record is from RefSeq and is a predicted model, not a curated record. Lineage: Eukaryota; Metazoa; Chordata; Lepidosauria; Squamata; Lacertidae. Gene Ontology annotation, molecular function: growth factor activity.